GACUGUACGUGUAACUUGCAUUGUGUGCAUCCACUCACACUUGUUCGUCACGUGAACAGGAAGCGUCCCAUUAACGCUUUAAAUUACUGGAAACCAAGCCAGCUGCUCCAGAACGUUUCCUUAGCUCGUAGAAUACCUACGUGAAAAGCAUACAGCAAACUCUUCGAAUCUCGUUCCGCAAUCGCUCUUCAGAUUCCGGUGAAACGUAGAAGUGGUUCAAGGUUCGAUAAGCCCGCGCGUGUGUACGUACAUGAAUAUAUGUCAAGGUGAUAUAACUGUGGAAAUCGAUCCUACGAUUGUCACUGAUGCAAUGCGAGGAUCGACGCUGCGUAUAAAUAAUGCGUCACGAGAAUUCUCCAACCAACGUUUAGUGAAUUAUUAUAAAUAAAUGUUGGAAGUAAUGUUUUCCAAAUUGAAACAGUGCCAAGGAGGUGAAAGUUCAAUGAAAUGUAAAGCAUAGGAUUCCGUAAUAUAUCGUCAGGAUUAUUGCUGUUAUUCAGUCGAAACAUGAGUAAUCGUCAUAUAAACAGACUACGUGCCAACAAUGGAUUAUCACAAGAAUUACUGAUAAGAAUAAAAGACAGUCAAUGGCUACUUGAGUUUCUGUUAAGCACUGAACGACUGCCAAACACUGUUAGUAAUGGAAGGUAGAGAACGUAUUUCAGAGGAUUUCCAAGGAUCAUUUACAAGUUUAACUGAGAGGUUCCUAUAGCAAGGUGCAUCGCUGAUACGACUCAGGUUUAUCAGUGAACAGAAUUCAGUUUCUAUUAAGCACCGAACGAUUGCCAGACACUGCCAGUGAUGGAAGGUAAAGAGCGUAUUUUAGAGGACUUACAAGAAGCGUUUGUAGUUUUAACUGAGAGCUACUUAGAGCGAGGUGCAUCGCUGGCACAGCUCAAGUCUGUCAGUGAGAAAAAUGGAGAUAAUAAGAGAAGCCUGGUGUCCAAUUAUGUAUGGAAUAGAAAAGUUCUCGCCUUGUUCGCGUCGAUAUUUUGCAGCAUAUUUCUUAAGCAUUUAUACACUGACACGAUUAAGAGUAUUCGUGGUACGAGAUGCUUGGUACCAAAUAAUUAUUUCGUAUGGGAGUUCACUCGGCCGAUAUCGGACUGCGAUUACUGCAGGGACGUGGCAACCGCGUUGAUCUUACCGAAUUUAACUCGCGAACAGUUCAAGGAAUACGCGUAUUCCUCCAGACCGAUGGUGGUAAAGCGUGCUGCGAGUGGCUGGCCAGCCUCGAAGGUAUUUAGCUGGAAAUUCUUCAAACAUCUGUAUGAGAAUAUUGACGGUGCUUAUGAUUCGGCAGAUGAGUGCCAGUUCUUGCAGUUCAAAAGCAACUUCACUAGUUUGCGCGAAGUGUUUGCGAUGAGCGAAGAGAGAGCUACGCAACGGAACGGGAAAGAUCCUUGGUACGUUGGUUGGAAGAAUUGUCACCUUCAGGUAUUGGACGUCAUGAGACAGUACUAUAGCGUGCCUGAUUUCUUGCCAGAGGAUGCCGAGAUCCCUUAUUCUAAUUACGUUUUCAUGGGCUACGGAGAAGGCGCUGUCAUGCACCUGGAUUACAUCUCACGUUUAAUGUGGCAAGGACAGGUCAUAGGCGAUAAAACGUGGAACGUCGCGCCGACUCCGGAAUGCGACGAUCUCUGCCCACGUUUCAAUUUUACCGUUCACGCCGGAGACGUCGUUCUCGUCGACACGAGAAUCUGGUAUCACAGCACUUACGUCGAAGGGAAAAGAUUCAGUCUGACGGUCACCUCGGAAUACGGCUAAACGUUUAUCAUAAAAAGUAUUUUUAUAUCGUGAAAUUGAAACUGCCUUAACGUUUAAGUUCAUCGAGUUUUUAUAUGCACAAAAACUUUGAUACUAACGGGACAUGCUGUUAAAGAGCGGCAUCGAAUUGUUUAUUAAUCUUGUAAAUUAAUCAGCGAGUAACCGGGUAAAAUGAAAUUAUAUUGAGAGCAUGCAUCGAUUUCUGCCAUAAUUAAAAACUAGUCGAAUAGUUUCGGGCGCUAUUGUGCAAUGCAAACGAUUAUUAUAAUAUAUAUAUGUAUAUAUAUAUAUAUAUAUUUUAUAUUAUAGUAUACAUAUUUAAAUUUUGAUACGUAUACAUGCAUUUGAAUAAAAACUGUUGUAAACCAUCGUAAAACAAUUUUACUUCCAAUCAAGAGGUGAUACAUAUACAAUUAAACAUGCUUCGAUUAACAUCGCAUAAAAUGUUGUAAAACAAAGUUGAACCGCGAUCAUUAAUUCAGACGUGUUUUAAUAUAUAGAUAAUAUAUUAUACGUAUGUACAUGUGGAAUACUGUAUCCUUCCAUCCCUACAGUUUUCAAUAAAAUACAUGAACGUGUA
Ceratina calcarata is the source of this 2347-nucleotide messenger RNA. RefSeq lists its product as uncharacterized. Gene Ontology annotation, molecular function: 2-oxoglutarate-dependent dioxygenase activity. The coding region runs from base 802 to 1767 and encodes 321 amino acids. The transcript has 2 exons. The record is from RefSeq and is a predicted model, not a curated record. NCBI's taxonomy places the organism in Eukaryota, Metazoa, Arthropoda, Insecta, Hymenoptera, Apidae.